This is a messenger RNA of Rubroshorea leprosula, 2928 nucleotides long. The record is from the annotation of a GenBank genome assembly. Lineage: Eukaryota; Viridiplantae; Streptophyta; Magnoliopsida; Malvales; Dipterocarpaceae.
CCAAACAUUUCUCUCUUCCAAACUACUGUAUCAAAUAUGGAGGCUAAACUUCUUGGUCCUCUUGUGGAUGUCACAAUAUCUAAGGUGAUUUCAGUUACUACUGAGCAACUCAACUUAGCAGUGGGAUUCAAGCAGGAACUCAAGAAGUUUCAUGUGAUGCUGAGAACAUUGGGGGGUGUGCUGCAAGAUGCUGAACAGAAGAAGGUGACAAGUUACUCUGAUCUGCAACCUUGGCUUGAGGAGCUUGGAAAUAUAGUUGAUGAAGCUGACGAUGUGGUAGAUGAGAUUGCAUAUGAACAUCUACGGUACAAGGUAGCUCAAAUGUGGGAAAAGGUCAGCUAUUUCUUUACUCUUUCCAAUCCUUUAGCUUUUUGCCUUAAGAUAGCUAACAGGAUUAAGAAUUUAAAUUUAGAACUAGCUGACCUUAAUAAUGGGGCCACUGGGUUAGGGCUGCAAUACAGACUUGCAAGCAAGCAUCCUGAACAUAUAGAAACCCAACAAACAGAUUCCUCAAUUAGUGAUCCAUCAAAAAUUGUAGGAAGAGAAAAUAAGGUCCUAGAAGUCGUUCAAUCAUUGAUUGACUCAAGUAAUGAUCAAUGUCUCCUUGUUGUAUCCAUAGUGGGUAUGGAAGGCAUAGGCAAAACUACUGUGGCCAAACUAUUAUUAGAAAUGUUGCAAGCUUUUGUUGAAAAUGUUUCUGUUGAUGAAAGUCAAGAUAUUGUAGUUCAGAAACUACAGGAACAUUUGAGGGAGAAAAAUUAUCUUCUCAUAUUAGAUUAUGUGUGGAAUGAAGAUCGGCAAAAAUGGGAAUCCUCAAGGAGCUGUUUGUUGGGAAUAGGUACAAAUGUUGGGAGUAGGGUUCUUGUCACAACUCGAAGUGAAAAAGUAGCUUCCACAAUGGGAACACUUUCUGAGCACAAGCAUCAUCUCGAGAAGCUAACAGAUGAGGAUUGUUGGUCCAUAAUCAAGAAAAGAGCAUUUGUUAGCUCAUCAUUCCCUCCAGAAUUGGAGAGGAUUGGAAGGGAUAUUGGUAGCAAAUGUAGAGAUUCUGUCAUGGAAAAGGAGAUGUUAAUGCAGCUUUGGAUGGCUGAAGGAUUUCUUCAGCCUCUUAGUGAAAGAUACAUGGAGAUGGAGGAUAUUGGUGAUAGGUAUUUCAAUUCAUUGUCAUCAUAUUCUUUAUUUCAAGAUGCUGAAAGAGAUUCUUAUGGGAGCAUUAUUGCUUGCAAAAUGCAUGAUUUAGUUCAUGAUCUUGCACAAUUUGUUUCAAAGUCCCAAACUUUGAUUUUGGAAGAUGGCAGUGGAAGGAAUAUUCCUGCAGACAUUCGACAUUUAAAUGUCAUUUCUGAUAAGGGUACGGCAGCAACAAGAUUUGGGGAUGCCACUAAAUUAUUGCACACUUUGUUUUCACAAGUUGAUGUCUUUCACAGUAUGUCCAUGAACUUGAGAAGGUUCUUGGAUGUUUCAAGAACUGGAAUCAAAGAACUUCCCAAGUUUAUCACUAGGCUCUAUCAAUUGCAGACAUUUAGAUUUAUGGAUUGCUGGAAAAUCAAUGGGCCUUUGGAAGGAAUAUGGGAUUUAGUAAAUUUGAGACACAUUUAUUUCAAUCAGUGGGAACUUAUGCCAGCAGGGAUUGGUAGACUAACUUGUUUGAAAACAUUACAAUUAUUUGUUGUGGGACAACAGAAGGGACAUCAAAUUGAAGAAUUGCGAUGUUUAAGCCAACUCAAGGGAAAAUUACAGAUCCGUAAUUUGGAUAUGGUUAGAGGCAAAGAAGAAGCCAUGGGAGCAGGACUUUCUGAAAAGGCUACAAUUCAGGAGUUGCAAUUGGUGUUUGCUAAAAAGCAUGCAUUUGAGGAGUUGCAAUCGGUGCUUGAUGUGGGAUAUACUGACUUUAUCGAUAAUGGGUUGUGGUGGAUUAAGAAGUUUCCAAGUGGGUUGCCAUCAUGCACUGCUCUUGAGGAAUUGGCUAUCACCAACUGUGAUAAUCUAAUCUCUAUUCCAGAUGAUUUGAGGAGGAGCUGGAGCAUCCCUAACCCUGCCUGCCUUGCUUGCCUGAAGCAGCUGACUAUUGGUGGUUUCUCAACAGAGCUCAAGGAAUUUCCAGAUCCGAGCUUCAUCGGAUCUCAUCUUGAAGUAUUGACUUUGAUUGCAUGGGGAGAACCAAGAGAACGUCUGCUGGAUCAAAUUCAACACCUAACUGCCCUUUGCCUUUGGAUUAAUGGAUGCCCUGAGUUAAAGAGAAGAUGGGCCAGUGGAAGUGGUUCCGAGUGGGACUACAUCUCUCACAUUCCACUUAUCAACAUAGAGGGCAGAUGGAUCCAACUCAAAGGAGAUCCCAUUGAGUAUGAGGAUAAUGAGCAGCAGGGUGAUGAUAAUGAGCAAUUACCAGCACGGGCUACAAGGCUUCUAGUUCUUCAAAUUAAUCUGCGAGCAAUCAGCCUCUAAAACCUUAUGUGAUGUUGGUGACACCAUGCCAAAAAGCCAAAGAGCCAAGCACAACAAUCAUCUCAAAAACCAUGGAGACCUUUUGAUUUUUAUAAGAUCCAUACAUGAAUUCAGGCCAUUCAUUGGCCUUGAAACACCUAGCAAAACGCACAUCGAACAAGCAAAAAGCAAUUUGGAAGGCACUUUCACCAAGAGAAAUUAAGAAUGAUUCUGAGCAGGGAAUUAAAGAUGAAAACAGUAGGAGUCAACCAUGACAACCAGUAGCUAACCGUGGAGAUCAAUGGUAUUGUAGACCCAGUGGUGACGAAUGUGAUUUGCUCAAUAUGUUUUUUUUCUUUGAAAUGGUGAUGAAGAGAUUUGAACCCACUUUCCAACAUAGGUCGCAUUUCUCCUGACAAUUCAGCCAACACCAGCUGUUUCUUUUGAGCCAGCAACCCAGUGAUUAUAUGGCAAGUCCCAAAUGAAGAAAUCUCGUAAAGAUCA